This is a messenger RNA of Dioszegia hungarica, 1596 nucleotides long. RefSeq names its product putative C-22 sterol desaturase. The coding region runs from base 1 to 1596 and encodes 531 amino acids. The record is from RefSeq and is a predicted model, not a curated record. Lineage: Eukaryota; Fungi; Basidiomycota; Tremellomycetes; Tremellales; Bulleribasidiaceae. The transcript has 7 exons. Gene Ontology annotation, biological process: sterol metabolic process. Gene Ontology annotation, molecular function: iron ion binding; heme binding; monooxygenase activity.
AUGGCGUCCCACACCAUCAUCUCCCCGACAUCUGUCGAUCUCCGCAAGAUGACUGCUUGGGGUCUGGACACGCUCGGCAAGGCUCAGUUCACCUUUGACACGAAAACCACGACCGCCACCGUCCUUACCCUCGUCAUCUCCCUUCUUAUCCUCGAGCAGGUCGUCUACCGCGCCAAGAAGGCACAUCUGCCAGGCGACAAAUGGACGAUCCCUCUCAUUGGCAAAUUUGCCGAUAGUCUGAGUCCUACACUGGCGGGGUAUAAGAAGCAAUGGGAUGCGGGACCACUAAGCGCUAUCUCUGUCUUCAAUAUCUUCAUUGUUAUGGGCUCCUCCAACGAAAUGGCGCGGAAAAUCAUGAACUCGCCCAACCACGCCGAACCCUGCUUGGUCGCUGCCGCCAAGAAGGUCCUCCUCCCCACCAACUGGGUCUUCCUCCAUGGCAAGGCUCACUCGGACUACCGUCGGGCAUUGAACGUCCUCUUCACCAAGCAGGCUCUCAGUAUGUACCUCCCCACCCAGGAGAAGAUCUACCGCGAGUUUUUUGCCCGCUGGAUGAGCGACCCCGCGCCCGCCCACCCGUACAUGAUGAAGAUGCGGGACCUCAACAUGGAGACCUCGCUCUCCGUUUUCGUCGGCCGGUACCUCACCACCGCGCAGCGUCAGGAGAUCAACGAUGGUUACUGGACCAUCACCGUCGCUCUUGAGCUCGUCAACUUCCCCUUCGCCUGGCCCGGGACCAAGGUCUACAAUGCCAUCCAGACCCGCAAGAUGGUCAUGCGGUACCUCGAGGCUGCGUGCGCCCAGUCCAAGAUCCGCAUGGCGGACCCGCUCGAGACCCCGGAUUGUCUCCUCGACGAGUGGACCCGCGCCAUGCACGCCGCUCGGAGAAAGGCCGAGACUGGCGAGGUCGACGAGACGGCCAAGCUCCUCUGCCGCGAGUUUAGCGACCACGAGAUCGGACAGGUCAUCCUCUCAUUCCUCUUUGCCAGCCAGGACGCCAUGUCUAGCGCAAUCGUCUACUGCUUCCAGCUCACGGCGGACCACCCGGAGGUGCUCGCCAACAUCCGCGAGGAGCAGUACCGGAUCCGAGGGAACGACGUCAACCGGCCGUUGACGCUGGAGAUGCUGGAUGAUAUGGUGUACACCCGGGCGGCGGUCAAGGAGGUUAUGCGGUUGAUGCCAAGUGUCAUUAUGGUUCCUUACCUCACCACCAAGCCCUUCCCUAUCACCCCUGAAUACACUGCACCGAAAGGAAGCAUGGUCAUUCCCGCAUUCUGGAACUCCCUUCACGACCCCGCAUGCUACCCCGAGCCAGACAGCUUCAAACCCGAGCGAUGGAUGGCGAACGAGGACGGGUCUGUCCCUCUGGCUGAGACAAAGCCUCAGAACUUUAUUGUAUUCGGGAGUGGACCACACAAGUGUGUUGGUGGACAGUACGCGUUCAUGCACCUCGCGGCGACACUGGGGACUGCGUCAAUAAUGAUGGACUGGAAGCAUGAGCGGACAGCGGACAGUGAUGAGAUUCAAGUAGUAGCAGCUAUCUUCCCAAAAGACGAACUCCACCUCAAGUUCACACCUAGGGCGCCCCCUUCGUAG